Molecule: messenger RNA, 2016 nt
Organism: Castor canadensis (American beaver)
Lineage: Eukaryota; Metazoa; Chordata; Mammalia; Rodentia; Castoridae
Gene: Acox1
Product: acyl-CoA oxidase 1
Biological process (GO): very long-chain fatty acid metabolic process; fatty acid beta-oxidation using acyl-CoA oxidase; lipid homeostasis
Cellular component (GO): peroxisome
Molecular function (GO): fatty acid binding; FAD binding
Source: RefSeq, a predicted model, not a curated record
GCUGGAGCUGCGGACAGCGGUUGUCACUGUCGUUUCUGCUGCGUUCCCCCUUUUUUGUUGCCACUGACCGCCGCCAUGAACCCCGACCUGCGCAAGGAGCGGGCUUCCGCCACCUUCAACCCAGAGUUGGUCACUCACAUCUUGGAUGGCAGCGUCCAGAACACACGGCGCCGCCGAGAGAUCGAGAACCUGAUUCUGAACGACCCAGAGUUCCAGCAUGAGGACUACAACUUCCUCACUCGCAGCCAGCGUUAUGAGGUGGCUGUCAAGAAAAGUGCCAUCAUGGUGAAAAAGAUGAGGGAAUAUGGCAUCGCAGACCCUGAUGAAAUCAUGUGGUUUAAAAACUUUGUGCACCGAGGGCGGCCUGAGCCUUUGGAUCUUCACUUGGGCAUGUUCCUGCCCACCUUACUUCACCAGGCCACCGCAGAACAGCAGGAGCGCUUCUUCAUGCCAGCCUGGAAUUUGGAGAUCACUGGCACUUAUGCACAGACAGAGAUGGGUCAUGGAACUCAUCUUCGAGGCUUGGAAACCACUGCCACGUAUGACCCCAAAACCCAAGAGUUCAUUCUCAACAGUCCUACAGUGACCUCCAUUAAGUGGUGGCCUGGUGGGCUUGGGAAGACUUCCAACCACGCGAUCGUUCUUGCCCAGCUCUUCACUCAGGGGAAGUGCUAUGGAUUGCAUGCCUUUAUUGUUCCCAUUCGUGAAAUUGGGACCCACAAGCCCUUGCCAGGUAUUACUGUUGGGGACAUCGGCCCCAAAUUUGGUUAUGAAGAGAUGGAUAAUGGCUACCUGAAGAUGGACAACUAUCGUAUUCCCAGAGAAAACAUGCUAAUGAAGCAUGCCCAGGUGAAGCCUGAUGGCACAUACGUGAAACCCCUGAAUAAUAAGCUGACCUACGGGACCAUGGUGUUCGUCAGGUCCUUCCUCGUGGGAGAAGCAGCUCGGUGUCUGUCCAAGGCGUGCACCAUUGCCAUAAGAUACAGUGCUGUGAGGCACCAGUCUGAAAUCAAGCCAGGUGAGCCAGAACCACAGAUUUUGGACUUUCAAACCCAGCAGUAUAAACUCUUUCCACUUCUGGCCACUGCCUAUGCCUUCCAGUUCGUAGGCAAAUACAUGAAGGACACUUACCAUCGGAUUAAUGAAGGCAUAGGCCAAGGGGACCUGAGUGAACUACCUGAGCUUCAUGCCCUCACUGCUGGGCUUAAGGCUUUCACCACCUGGACAGCAAAUUCUGCUAUCGAAGAGUGUCGGAUGGCUUGCGGUGGGCAUGGCUAUUCCCAUAGCAGUGGUAUUCCAAAUAUUUAUGUCACCUUCACCCCAGCCUGCACCUUCGAGGGAGAAAACACUGUCAUGAUGCUGCAGACAGCCAGGUUCUUGAUGAAAAGCUAUGACCAGGUGCAGUCAGGGAAGUUGUUGGAUGGCACGGUGUCCUACUUGAAUGACCUGCCCAGUCAGCGCAUCCAGCCACAGCAGGUGGCAGUCUGGCCAACUGUGGUGGACAUCAACAGCCCUGAGAGCCUGACUGAAGCGUACAAGCUUCGUGCAUUCAGAUUAGUAGAAAUUGCUGCAAAAAAUCUUCAGGCUGAACUGAGUCACAGGAAAAGCAAGGAGGUAGCAUGGAACCUAACUUCUGUUGACCUUGUUCGAGCAAGUGAGGCACAUUGCCACUAUGUCGUAGUAAAGCUUUUUUCGGAAAAACUACAUGAAAUUCAAGAUAAAUCCAUUCAAGUUGUCUUAAGGAACUUAUGUGUCUUAUAUUCUCUAUAUGGAAUCAGUCAGAAGGCAGGAGAUUUUCUUCAGGGGAAUAUCAUGACAGGGUCUCAAAUUGCACAAGUGAACCAGCGUAUAUUGGAGUUGCUCACUGUAAUUCGCCCCAAUGCUGUUGCUUUGGUUGAUGCCUUUGAUUUCAAGGAUGCCACGCUUGGCUCUGUUCUUGGCCGCUAUGAUGGGAAUGUGUAUGAAAACUUAUUUGAGUGGGCCAAGAAGUCCCCACUGAACAAAACAGAGGUAUAA